Molecule: messenger RNA, 720 nt
Organism: Gongylonema pulchrum
Lineage: Eukaryota; Metazoa; Nematoda; Chromadorea; Rhabditida; Gongylonematidae
Source: the annotation of a GenBank genome assembly
CUUUUUGUAUAUGGUGCCUAUUGUAAGCAGUCCAGCAAUCUGACCGGCGAAUUCGCAGAUCUUGUAAACGAUCCGAAAUCACGUGGAACAAUCUUGCUCGCAUUUGGGACAAUCCUGAACUGGAAGGAAGCCCCAGCUGAACAACGCGAAGCUUUCGCUGAAGCUCUCAACAAACUCCCGGAUUAUCGUAUCAUCUGGGCAUGUCGCCAAUGUCCAGCAAUGAACCUCGGCAGUCAUGUUAGGCUGUUAGAUUGGAUACCACAGCAGGAACUACUCAAUCAUCCACGCACCAAGCUCUUCAUCACUCAUGGCGGACUUAAGAGCCUUAAGGAAGCAACAUGUGCAAAAAUGCCAACUUUAUUUUUGCCAAUUUUUGGUGAACAAGUGCGGAAUUCAUGGCUCGCGUAUCAUCACGGUUUCGGACAAAUUAUCAAUAAAUUCAAUGUUACAGCCGAUUACCUCUUAUCACUUAUUCAGGAUAUGCUUAGCAACCCAUCUUACAAACAAAAUGCCGAGAAACUGAGGAGUUACUUCGAGGAUGCGCCGAUCCCGCCACUGCAGGAAGGGGCGUUUAAAAUCAAGCGCCUGAUCAAAUAUGGUGGCCGAAUGCCGGAAUAUUUCUACACACGAUCCAUUAACAUCGACUACAUUCGAUAUCUGAAUCUGGAUCUCAUUUUGCUGAUUCCCUCACUAACUUGUUUGUUGCUAUUAGUAAAAUAA